This is a messenger RNA of Pedinophyceae sp. YPF-701, 4989 nucleotides long. The record is from the annotation of a GenBank genome assembly. Lineage: Eukaryota; Viridiplantae; Chlorophyta; Pedinophyceae.
AUGGCGACCCUGGAGGACCAUCUCGCGCGCGACGAUAUACUCCAGGCUCUGGACAGGGAUCCGGCGUCCCGGGCGCUCGCUGCCGCACGCCGGCAGGAGCUCACGUCGGCUUUCUACGCGCAGCGCGAAGCAGGGGGACCGGGACACGCGCUCAUGGGCGGCAAGGACCGCGCCGCGGGCUUUCCCGGCGCGUACGGCGUCACGGACCUUUUGCGCGUGCAGCAGGAGCUGGAGAGGCUGCACGCUGACGUGGCAGCGGGGGCGGAGCGCGAGGCGCGGCUCGCGCGGGAGGUAGCGCUGGCGACGAGCCGCGCGAACGAGGCCGAGACGCUCGCGAACAGCCUCAAGGAAGAAUGUGAGAGUCGCGCCAAGGACAUGGCGAAAGCAGGCGCCGCGCGGCUGUCGGCGGAGAAGCGGUGCAACGUGGCCGAGGCGCGCGUCGUCGCCCUCGAGAGCUCCCUCGCCGCCCGCGAACGCGACUUCGAGAGCCUCCAGGCCACGAUGCAGGCCGCGCUCGACCGCAAAUCCUCCGAGCUCAGCGAGGCCCAGGCGCAGCUCGCGGCCCUCUCCGGCGAGAUCCGCUCGCUGGCGUCGUCGCACGACGCCAAGGCCACCGAGCUCCAGCAGGCCCUCGCGGCGGCCCGCGCGGACGCCGCGCGGCUCGAGGACGCGCUCCGCGCGGCGCGCGAGGCCACCGCGGAGCAGGCCGCGCGCGCCGAGAAGCUGACGCAGGCGGGGGGGGAGUACAAGAAGCAGCGUAAGGCGGCGCUCGCGGAGGCUGCGGAGCUGGAGGAGCUGCUGGGGAAGAGCGAGCGCGCGCGGCAGGAGGCGGAGCAGAAGCUCGCGAAGGUCAACGCGCGCAUGGAGCGGCUGGUGCAGGAGGAGGAGCACACCAGGGAGUACGCGGACCGGGAAUAUGCCUUGGUGGAUCAGAUUGUGUCGGAACGGAACAGUCUGCAGGUGCGGCUGCGGGAGGCGACGCGCGGGAAGAAGCGCGCGGAGCGGCGGGCGGCGACGUGCGAGGCGGACUGCGGGAACCUCGCGAACGAGCUGCGGGUGCGCAUCGAGGAGGUCUCGGGCCUCGAGGCGCUCACCAAGGACCUCGAGCGCCGCCACGCCGAGAAGACCCGCGCGCUCGAGCACCGCGUGCACGUCCUCACCACCCAGGUCCAGGACCUCGAGCUCGCCGCGGAGAAACAAGUCAAGCGCCACGAGAUUCUCCGCCGGGAGGUCACCGCGGAGGUCGAGGAGCGCUGCGCGCUCGAGUCCAAGCAGGCCCGCCUGAAGCUCGAGCGCCAGAUCCAGGAGCUGGAACUCGAGGUCAAGCGGCUGACGAUCGCGGACCAGGGUCUGGCGCAGGAUCUGUUCAAGGAGUGGAUGGAGUCGAAGAUGGACUCGCUGUCGCGCGCGCAGGGCGACGCGGUGGCGUCGCAGGCGCGCGGCGACCUGCAGCUGCUCAUGGAGCAGCGCGUCGCGGCGCUGGCGCGCGGGCACGUGCCGGCGGAGGAGCACGAGGCGGCGUGCAAGCGCGCGGAGAUGUCGGGGAGGGCGGCGGCGGAGGCGGAGUGGCGGUUGCGGCUGCAGCGCGCGGAGGACCGGCUGUCGGACGCGGCGGCGAGCGCGAGCGCGGAGAUCGGGGCGCGGGUCGCGGAGGCGGAGCGAGCGGUGGAGGCGCGGGUGCGGGCGGCGGCGAGCGCGAGCGCGGAGAAGGCGGCCGCGGCGCACGCGGCGGAGAUGGCCGAGGCGGAGCGGGCGCGCAAGGCGGCGGCGGCGCGCGUCGCGGAGCUGAGCGAGCAGCUGGAGGACGUGCGCGGCGCGCAGGAGGACACCGAGGCGCAGCUGCAGAGCACGAGCCGCGAGCUCGACGACGCCCGGAAGCUCCUCGCGAAGCACGAGACGGCGGCGGUGCACGCCGAGCAGCAGCACGACCGCCUCGCGGCGCGCAUCGCGGAUCUCGAGAAGUCCGCCGCGGCGCUCACCGCGCGCGCCACCGCCGCGGAGUCGGACCUGUCCGACGCGGCGCAGCGGGCGUCCCGCCUGGAGACGGACCUCGCACGCGCGCGCGAGGAGCUCCAGGACGCGACCGCGCGGCUGCGGCGCGCGGAGGAGGCCGCGAAGGAGCGGGAGGAGGAGCAGCAGGCGGCGCGCGCGGCGGAGAUGGAGGCGGUGGCCAGCGACCGCGAGGCGCUGCUGGCCGAGGCGCAGGCGCUCCUGGACCAGGUGACGAUGGAGUCGCGGCUGCGGAUGGGCGCCGUGCUCGAGGACUGCGCGGCCGUGCACCAGCGCAUCGAGAGCGACCUCGCGGCCGUCGGGCAGGCGCUCGACCGCUACAACGACUGCGUGCGCGACAAGAUGUCGUCCUCGCUCCUCGUCGAGUCCGAGGCCUCCCAGGAGCAGGUGUUCUCGUCCAUCUCCCGCGCCAAACGCACCCUGAACGACCUCGACGACAUCUUCGGGAGGGAGCUCCGGUCGCUCCGCGCGGCGCCCGCGCCGGGCGCGGACGACGCGCUCGCGCGCUUCUCCGCGCUCCCGCAGCCCGCCGCGGCCCUCGCGAGCCCCGCGGCGCGCCCGCCGCCGCCUGCCACUGCUGUCGUGGGGCGCGCGCUCGCGCCGGCGGCGCCCGCGGCGGCCCCGGCGGCGCCCGCGGCGCUCGAGGCGCUGCACCGCGAGAAGCGCGAGCUCCUCGACGCGGAGCGCGCCCUGAAGAAGAAGGUGGACGACCUGCAGCGGAGCGCGGAGGCGGAGCGCGCCAAGCACGCAGCGGCGGCGGACGCGUCCCGGCGGAAGCUGCGCGCCCUGGAGGAGGACCUGGGGGCGGCGAGCGCGGACGCGGCGCGCAAGGGCGAGGUCGUCGCGCGGCUGGAGACGGACCUGGGCGCGGCGCGGGGCGCCGCGGAGGACCUGCGCGCGCAGGUGGCGGCGCUGGAGGCGCGCGCGGCGCGGAGCGAGGAGGCGAGCGGGCGCGCGCUGGAGGCGGCGCGGCGGAAGCUGGACGACAUGGCCGCGGAGCUGCGCCGCUUGAAGAUGGAGGCGCAGGAGCAGGUGGCGGCGAUGCGCGGCGAGGUCGCGCGCGUCGCGGACGAGCUGAAGACGCGGCUGGCGGACGCGGCGCUCGCGCACGAGUCGGAGCUGCAGAUGGCGGUGCUGCGCGCGCGGCAGGAGGGCGACGCGGCGGCGCGGGACCAGCUCAUGGCGCUGCACCACGACACCGUGCAGGGGCUCAAGGAGUCGGCGCGGCAGGACAAGGAGCGGUCGGCGGCGGAGGCCGAGGCGCUGCAGCGGCAGGUCGCGGAGCUGCGCAGCGAGGCGGAGCGCGUGCAGCCGAUCCUGGAGAUGUGUCGCAACGCGGACGACGGCGAGAAGACCGACAUGCUGCUCAACUCCUCCCUGAAGAUCAAGGAGCUGCGGACGCGCCUGGACGACCUCGCGAACGACGUGCGGCGCGCGAAGACCGAGCGGGACAGCGCGCAGAGCACUGUGCAGCGGCUGUCGAAGCGCAUCGAGGCGCGGGAGGAGGACAUCGCCAUCAUCCUCCUGGCGAUCAAGGGCGAGCUGGGCCUUGACGACGGCAUCGCGGAGGGCCUCCUGGGGCCGGACAAGGCGUCGUUCACGCAGGCGGUGCAGGAGCUGCGGUACGCCAUCCACGGGUUCGUGGAGCGGCGCGAGCUGCAGGCCGCGGAGGACGCGCUCAGCGGAAAGCGCAUGGUGGCCAACACAGCGCUGAUGACGUUCAAGCGCGAGCGGUACGACGCGUUCGUCGCGGACAUGAACGCGGCCAAGGCCGAGGUCGGGCGGCUGGAGCGCGAGCUCGCGGCGCGGCAGGAGCAGUGCGACGCGGCGGACAAGGAGCGCGGCGAGCUGCGCGACAAGCUGGCGAGCCGGACGCAGGCCAACGCGGACCUGGAGACGCAGCUGACGCAAACCAAGGAGGAGAUCAGGGAGACGCGCACGCUGCUGGACGCCUGCCGCGCGGACCUCGCGCGCACCACCGAGGCGCUCGAGCGCACGAAGGCCGACCUGGGCGGCGAGGCCGCGGCGCGCAAGGCCGCGGAGGCCGACCUCGAGUCCACGCGCAGCCAGCUCGCGGACACGGCGGCGAAGCUCGAGGCGGCAACGGCGGCCGUGGCGGAGCUGCAGGCGGCGCAGGAGGCGAGCGGCCGCGCGCACGAGGACGCCCUGACGGCGCUGCGCGGGGAGAACGACGUCGCGGUCGCGGAGCUGCGCGCCCGGCACGACGUGGAGCUGAAGUCUGCCAGGGCGGCGGUGGAGCAGGCCGCGGCGGACGUGGCGGAGCUGCGGCGCGAGCACCAGGCGCUCGCGGACAGCGCGGCGCGCGAGGUCGCGGCGGUGCGGGAGGCGGAGCGCGCCGAGGCGCAGCACAAGCUGGAGACAGCGCAGCACGUCAACCAGUCGCAGCACGCGGACGAGGUGGCGCGGAUCGUCGCGCAGCACGCGGACGAGGCCGCGGCGCUGCGGGAGCGCAUCACGAGCGAGGUCGAGCGCGCCAGGUCCGAGUGCAUCUCCCUCGCGGAGAUGUCCCACGCCGAGGCCCUCCGCCCGCUCCGCGCGGAGGUCGCGCGCCUGCGCGAGGCCCUCGACAGCGUGCACACGCAGCGGGACGCGGACGUGGCGGCGCGCGACGCCGAGGUCGAGGAGCUCCGGUCGCGCGUCCAGGUCCUCUCGGACGAGCUCGAGGCGCUGCGCGCGAAGGCCGCGCGCCUGCAGAACCAGCUCUCGGAGGAGGUCACUCUGGGGGACAAGGCGCGGGAGGAGAGGGGGGGGCUGUUGACCGAGCGGGACGAGAUGGGCGCGCGCGUCAAGUACCUGGAAGGGAAGGUGUCGCGGCUGAUGAAGGAGGCGGCGAGCGCGGGCUCGGAGCUCCGCCAGAGGACCGCGGACGUGGAGCGGCUGGAGCAGGAGGUGCGGAUGGCCAAGGGGCGCCUGCGCGUUAGCGAGGAUCGGUCGCUCGGGUCCAUCGUGCCCGCAUGA